AUGAAUAGUUGGCACGAGUUACUUGCGCGGGAUACUUCUAUCACGAAAUUCUGAUGAAUUACUUUUUUAUCGAUCUUUGAUCUGUGAUUUAUAUUGUGUGUAAUAUGGUUGUGUAUAGAAAACAUAUUUUGGUGAUGUGUGUUGGUGCUGCGUUAGUUGUGUUUGGUGUUAUUUCAAAAUGCAGUUGGUCUGAUAUAUUUUUCUCACAAAUUAAAAAGAUGAUGGUUCUCGCGGAAGGUUCCACAUCCUUCUACAUCUGGAGGGACAUUCCGAUCCCUAUGUACCUGGAGUGUUUUCUGUUCAACAUCACCAAUACAGAAGACAUUCUCGCUGGAAAGAACGUCAGCUUGCAGGUGCAACAAUUGGGGCCCUAUGUUUUUAAGGAGAUACGAAAGAAGGUGAAUAUAACGUGGAAUGAAAAUAAUACGGUGACAUUCAGAAACCAACGGUACUGGUAUUACCAUCCUGAAAUGUCAAAUGGAAGCCUCUCUGACUUGGUGACCAGCAUCAAUCCUAUUAUUGUGACAAUAGCCUACGCGCUACGCAACGAGAGUGUCAUGUUACGUGUAUUCGUCGACAUGAUUAUGCGCAUUUCACACAGGGAUAUAUUUUUGAAAGCUAAUGUCUCGUCGUGGCUGUUUGACGGAAUCGAAGAUCCAUUGCUCAAUUUAGCUAAUAGAAUACCCAAUAUACCGUACGAUAUACCAUUCGAUAAAUUCGGCUGGUUGUAUACUCGAAACGGUUCAAUAGAUUAUGACGGUGAGUUCGUGGCGAAUACUGGUGAAAAGGACUUUUUCCAACUUGGCAUGGUCGAGAGAUGGCAGCACACGAAUAGAACAAUCUACCGGGAUAAGUGUGGGGAGUUGAAGGGAUCCUCGGGAGAGCUAUGGGCACCUCAAAGAGGCCUGGAUGAACUAAGUAUAUUUGCACCAGAUCUGUGCACCCAUAUGACACUUGUAGCUGAUCGGCCAGUUAGAUUUAUGGGUCUUGAUGGCAUGCAGUAUAUUGCAAACGAUUCACUCUUCGAUAAUGGACAUAAAUAUCCAGAUAUGGCAUGCUACUGUGAUGAGCCUCGUGACAGCAACUGCCUCCCAGCUGGUGCUCUCAAUGUAUCUGCUUGUAAAUUUGGGGCUCCAGCAUUCGUGACCCGACCACACUUUCUCGACAUGGAUCCUCAUUACCCCAGCAAGAUAAAAGGACUUGCUCCUAACAAGAAUCAUAACUUCAAAAUGUCUAUAGAGAUGAAUACAGGUAUGCCGCUCGCUAUAUCUGCACAGCUGCAGGCAAAUGCCUUAGUUAGACAUAUCCCCGGCAUGAGUUUAAACAACCAGCUUCCGGACCCCGACGUCUUAGUGCCAAUGUUUUGGUUCCGUGAGGAAAUUGUGGUCAAUGAGAAAUACGCUAACUUCGCUCGGACUGCAUUAAACAUCAAAUACGUAACGCCUUAUGGGUUUUAUACACUCAUUUUAAUCGGUUGUGCAGUGUUGGCAGUGACAAUUUGGCAAUACAGGAAACACCAAAAUGUAAUAAAGAAGCAACAUAUAUCACAUGAAGAUUCAAUAUUGACACAAUCUUUUCUAAAGAAAGGAGAAUCUAGUUAGCAUUUAUUAGAGACAUUUUGUGCGAACAAUGGUGGAGUGCUUUUUAUGAAUUUAAUGGUGAAACAAAGGAUCUUGGCUAGUAUCGUGUACACGUGUGGCAUAAUUAAACCAAGCGAUAUUUAAAUAUACUAGGAGAUAUAUAUUUUUUGCGUUUGUUUUAAACGUUUAUUCAUAUUUGUCAGUUGUGGGGGGUGAUAAUGUAAAACAAACGACAUUAGACGGGACGAGAGUUCGUUUCGUUAAUAAUAUGUUCGUAUAAGUCCUUGUACCUGCGUUUUUCGACUCACACUAAGACAUUGUUAUGUGGCUAUAUUGUUUUAGAAUCCUUAGCUAAUAGAAUAGUAACAAUAAAUAUAAGAAAAAGUGUACGUUUUUACACGCUUUAUAUUAGC
Messenger RNA from Pieris napi, 1993 nucleotides. Its product is annotated as protein croquemort-like. The transcript has 10 exons. The coding region runs from base 105 to 1601 and encodes 498 amino acids. Gene Ontology annotation, molecular function: scavenger receptor activity. The record is from RefSeq and is a predicted model, not a curated record. Gene Ontology annotation, cellular component: cytoplasm; membrane. NCBI's taxonomy places the organism in Eukaryota, Metazoa, Arthropoda, Insecta, Lepidoptera, Pieridae.